This is a messenger RNA of Ruditapes philippinarum (Manila clam), 995 nucleotides long. RefSeq lists its product as uncharacterized. Bases 163 to 672 code for a protein of 169 amino acids. The transcript has 3 exons. The record is from RefSeq and is a predicted model, not a curated record. Lineage: Eukaryota; Metazoa; Mollusca; Bivalvia; Venerida; Veneridae.
UUGUCAGCAAAAUUUAAACUUAGGUACCAAAUGCGGAAAAUCUUUAAAAAUAAGUCUCGUCAUUGAACAGUGUGAAAUUAUAUUUUAAUAAUGUUCACUAUGAAAUUAUCUAAUAUAAUUUUCAUUGAUAAAUCAGUAAUUCACUCCAAAGCAUAAAAUAAAAUGUAUUAUAUCUUUCAACAGAAACCUUGUUCAGAGUGUACUUCUGGUCAGAGAUGUAAUCCUGCAAAAGGGAAAUGUGAAACCACAGAGUGUCCUGUCAAAGAUCUGAAAUAUGGUAUUGUCAGUGGAAACAUAAGAACAGUUGGGAAUCGUAUGCAAUUUACAUGUAACGACGGAAACACGAUUAUUGGUGAAAUAGAAUGCCUCUCUGAUGGGAUCUGGAAUAUAACCGACAAUCAAUGCUCAACCGAUGUGACAAAUGUUGCUAUUGGGGGAAGGACAUACAUGUCUAGCGUUUACAACGGCUACAAUGGUUCGAUGGGUGUGGACGGCAAUUCAAAUCAAUUAUGGUCAGGUCGCUCCUGCUUUCAUACAAAUAGUGACCUUCAUUCGUGGUGGCGGGUAGAUCUUGGAAAGAUUUAUCGCUGUUUUAGAGUAGUGUUGUACAACCGGUUGGAUACUCGCAGUAGGUUACUUAUCCAUUUUUAUAUCAUUUCUAUUUACCUGUAAAAUAACUUGAUCCCUUCAACGGGCAUUCUUUAAUCACGUCAGUUCGAGCAUAGAAUGAUCAUGAAAUCCGUUGAAUAUUUAUACAAAUGAUUUUUAAAGUUGGCGCCUACAUUGUCUAAAAUAAUCUGGUGAUUUACUGGGGAACGAGCUUCAGAUUUAGAUUUGAUGUUUGGGACGACGGAGAACAAUAUGUACAUUGUGAGGCAAGUUGAUGGUCAGAUUGAGGACAUCCAUACUUUUAACUUCCCUGAAAGUAGAGAAGCACGAUAUGUUCAAGUGAUGCUUAGACGACAACAGUACCUACAUCUUUGUGAAGUACAAGU